Dromaius novaehollandiae (emu) is the source of this 804-nucleotide messenger RNA. RefSeq names its product proline-rich protein 2-like. NCBI's taxonomy places the organism in Eukaryota, Metazoa, Chordata, Aves, Casuariiformes, Dromaiidae. The record is from RefSeq and is a predicted model, not a curated record. The coding region runs from base 1 to 804 and encodes 267 amino acids. The transcript has a single exon.
AUGCGGAGGUCCCAUCUCGCCUCAUCUCAAGAUGGCGGCCCAUGCAGAGGUCCCAUCACGCCUUGUCUCAAGAUGGUGACGCACAUGGAGGCCCCAUCUCACCUUGUCUCAAGAUGGCGACCCACCCAGAGGCCCCAUCUCACCUCGUCUCAAGAUGGCGGCCCACCUGGAGGUCCCAUCUCACCUCGUCUCAAGAUGGCGGCCCAUGCAGAGGUCCCAUCUCGCCUCGUCUCAAGAUGGCGGCCCACCCAGAGGCCCCAUCUCGCCUUGUCUCAAGAUGGCGGCCCACCUGGAGGCCCCAUCUCACCUCGUCUCAAGAUGGCGGCCCACCCAGAGGCCCCAUCUCACCUCAUCUCAAGAUGGCGGCCCACCCAGAGGCCCCAUCUCACCUCGUCUCAAGAUGGCGGCCCACCUGGAGGCCCCAUCUCGCCUCGUCUCAAGAUGGCAGCCGACCCAGAGGCCCCAUCUCACCUCGUCUCAAGAUGGCGGCCCACCUGGAGGUCCCAUCUCGCCUCGUCUCAAGAUGGCGGCCCACCCAGAGGCCCCAUCUCACCUCGUCUCAAGAUGGCGGCCCACCCGGAGGCCCCAUCUCACCUCGUCUCAAGAUGGCGGCCCACCCAGAGGCCCCAUCUCACCUCACCUCAAGAUGGCGGCCCACGUGGAGGCCCCAUCUCACCUCGUCUCAAGAUGGCGGCCCACCAGAGCCCCCACCCCACCUCGCACCCGCUGUGGGGUGGGGACAGAGGAGGCGUCGGCGCUGCCCCCCCACCUCCCCCCCAUUGCACACCCCAGGGCCACCCUUAG